UUGUUCUCUCGCUGCUGAUCCCUCUGUUCGUUGGCAGCGUUGCUGAUUGUUGAUCGUCUAUUAUUUUCUUACGCAUCUGUAUCAUUGGCAUUACUUACGCCCUUGUUAACAUUGUCGUUCGUCUGUUCUGAUCCUCAAUUAUCCACUGCUCAUUUUUUCUUAAUUUCCCUCACCACGGCACCAGUUUGGUUCAUUCACUGUCGACUGUAGCACCUGCAACGAAGUGAACGUUAUGGUAACAUCGACCUACAUCCCUAUGUCUCAGAGGCAGUCCUGGGCUGAUAUCAAGCCCAUUAUUCAAGAUGAUGGGCCUAAUCCUGUUGUCCCCAUCAUGUAUUCCGAAGAAUACAAAGAUGCAAUGGAUUAUUUCCGUGCUGUCGCCGCGAAGGAGGAAAAGUCUGAACGUGCUCUAGAACUGACAGAGGUCAUUGUCAGAAUGAAUCCAGCACAUUAUACUGUUUGGCAAUACCGUUUCUCUUUGUUAACGUCACUGAACAAGUCUCUCGAGGACGAACUUCGACUCAUGAACGAGUUCGCUGUCCAGAACCUUAAAAGCUAUCAAGUCUGGCAUCAUCGUCUUCUCCUUUUAGAUCGCAUUUCCCCUCAAGAUCCCGUCUCUGAGAUUGAGUAUAUUCAUGAGUCCCUUCUGCCUGAUCCCAAAAAUUACCACACCUGGGCAUAUCUCCAUUGGCUAUAUUCUCAUUUUUCGAUCCUUGGUCGUAUAUCUGAAGCCCAGUGGGAAUCUGAGCUUGAUUGGUGUAACGAAAUGUUAAGGGUUGAUGGUAGGAACAACAGUGCUUGGGGAUGGCGAUGGUAUCUAAGGGUGUCUAGACCUGGAGCUGAAACCUCCAGCCACAACCUACAGGACGAGCUUAUUUAUAUCUUGAAGUCAAUUCACUUCAUUCCCCACAACGUAUCUGCAUGGAAUUAUCUCCGGGGUUUUCUCAAGCACUUCUCAUUGCCACUUACGCCCAUUCUUCCAGCUAUUUUACCAUACACCGCCUCCAAGCCGAACACCGAUAUGGAAACUGUCGGCACAUUUCAUUUUCCUGUGCCUUCGGAUCCACUGCCCGAGGAUACUCCGUUGCCUGUCCCUCUGGCUCUCGAAUAUCUCGCAGACUCUUUCAUCGAACAAAAUAGACUCGACGACGCUGCUGAAGUGUUUGAGAAGCUUAGCUCCAAGUAUGACAAGAUGAGGGCCGGAUACUGGGAAUUCAGACGAAGGGAAUGUGUUGAAGAAUAACAAGACUGAGUUAUCCGUGUAUUUGUGGUAUGCAUAACAUGUUCAACUUGA
This is a messenger RNA of Cryptococcus deneoformans JEC21, 1294 nucleotides long. Its product is annotated as pheromone maturation-related protein, putative. Lineage: Eukaryota; Fungi; Basidiomycota; Tremellomycetes; Tremellales; Cryptococcaceae. The coding region runs from base 233 to 1243 and encodes 336 amino acids. The record is from RefSeq and is a predicted model, not a curated record. The transcript has 6 exons. Gene Ontology annotation, molecular function: protein farnesyltransferase activity; CAAX-protein geranylgeranyltransferase activity. Gene Ontology annotation, biological process: protein geranylgeranylation; protein farnesylation. Gene Ontology annotation, cellular component: CAAX-protein geranylgeranyltransferase complex; protein farnesyltransferase complex; cytoplasm.